Messenger RNA from Angiostrongylus costaricensis, 654 nucleotides. Lineage: Eukaryota; Metazoa; Nematoda; Chromadorea; Rhabditida; Metastrongylidae. The record is from the annotation of a GenBank genome assembly.
AUGCACGCACUGCCCGUUGCACAUCCGGAUCCAGAUUUCGUUGGUGUACGUCAACAGGUCAGCCCGUUCCCUUCUACUCUGGUUCUGGAGAAAAACAAUCCAAGUGAUGCGCAGAAUGCUGGUUUUGGAGAAAAAUCGAGGAAGAAAGAGGAUAUCAUUUCGAAGGUGAGUGGGCAGCGAAACGCAGUAAACGUGCCAGGAUUAGUCCUGAUCGAUGAUUCAGGUGAUGAGAACGAAGAUGAAAAGAAAGAUGAAGAUGUUGAAGUUGAUCACAGAGCGGUUAUGUGGCCAUCGGUUAAAGUUCGUGCGCGUACUAUUCGUCUUGAAUACUCUGUGACAUCACAGCUAUCCAAAGGUCUCGCAGGCGGAUUAGAUUCUUAUAGACAUCUUAUGAUCGGUGGCAGAAGAAAAAAGGAGGAAUUAUGGACGAAACUUUAUAAAAUGAAAAGGUGCGAGGCAUUGAAAGAAAAGGAGCGAAUGGUUGCAGUGCGUUGUGUAAUACCAUGCGAAGAAGGUUUUGAUGCAGAUUCUGGAGUUUCUGGGUCAAAAGCGCCUGAUCAACUGAAGAAUUUAUCUAUGGAAGUGAAAUCUGAUGUUGAUAAGCUACUAGUCUGCAACAAUGUUGUGGGUUACGGUCUAAUGGCAAUACUGUAG